Molecule: messenger RNA, 824 nt
Organism: Lingula anatina
Lineage: Eukaryota; Metazoa; Brachiopoda; Lingulata; Lingulida; Lingulidae
Product: (Lyso)-N-acylphosphatidylethanolamine lipase-like
Biological process (GO): phosphatidic acid biosynthetic process; lipid homeostasis
Cellular component (GO): mitochondrion
Molecular function (GO): lysophosphatidic acid acyltransferase activity; carboxylic ester hydrolase activity
Source: RefSeq, a predicted model, not a curated record
UUUGGUGGUUUUCCAAAAUGGCAGACAGUCUUCCAGCACAGAACGCACAGCUACAAACCCAACAUGUAGAGCUGGAAGUUGAUAGAGACAGCUGGUUGAGAAGUUGGAUCCGAUGGAAACCUACCUCCAGAGUGAUGUUAGCAGAGGCAGAACACAAACUUUUACACAUAUUAAGUGGUCGGUACCAGGGCAGAUAUAUUCCUGUGACUGGUGGCAGAAAUCGCCUGUGGACAAUAUGUAUCAAUGGAAGUUUUCACACAAUAAAAACAGGAUAUGCAGAAAAUAGUCCAUCUCUUGGAAUAUUACACCAUCAAACUGAGGACAAAUCUGAACUGGAAACAGCAAGUGGAGAUACAUCUCCCCUGGCGAGCAAUACUCCUUUAGUUUUAAUACAUGGCAUGGGGGGAGGCGUGGGUUUAUGGUCUCGGAACUUAGCGACCAUUUCUCAGGACAGAGCAUUGUACGCCUUUGACUUGCUCGGCUUUGGGCGCAGCUCGAGGCCCAAUUUCAGCUACGAGGCAGAUAUCGUGGAGGAGCAGUUUGUGCAGUCUGUGGAAGACUGGCGGGAAGCGGUGGGACUGGAGAAUUUUGUACUGCUAGGACACAGCCUGGGUGGGUUUGUGGCAGCUGGUUAUGCCAUGAAGUACCCAGACAGAGUGAAGCACCUUGUUCUGGUGGAUCCAUGGGGGUUCCCAGAGAGACCUGCUGUGCCCCAGCAGAGACCCUUCCCGCUGUGGGUUAGGGCACUGGCCACGCUGCUGAAACCUUUUAACCCACUGGCAGUGGUGAGAGCUGCAGGGCCUUGGGGUAUCGACUUUCCAUAG